GGCGGGACAGACCCAUGAGAGCAGAGAGCGGAAGUCGCGCGCGCAGCCAUGGCCCUGGCUCACGUGUCUUUCUGGGCCAUCUGCGUGCUGCGCGUGGCGUUGGCCACUAUUUUCUUCCAAGAGGAGUUUCUAGACGGAGAGCGCUGGAGGAACCGCUGGGUGCAGUCUACCAAUGACUCCCAGUUCGGACAGUUCAGAGUCUCAUCAGGAAAGUUCUAUGGGCAUAAAGAGAAAGACAAAGGCCUGCAGACAACCCAGAACAGCCGAUUCUAUGCCAUCUCAGCUCGCUUCAAGCCAUUCAGCAACAAAGGGAAGAGCCUGGUAAUCCAGUACACGGUGAAGCAUGAGCAGAAGAUGGACUGCGGCGGUGGCUACAUCAAGGUGUUCCCCUCUGACCUAGAUCAGAAGAAUAUGAAUGGAAAGUCUCAGUACUACAUCAUGUUUGGACCUGAUAUUUGUGGAUUUGAUGUUAAGAAAGUUCAUGUCAUCUUAUAUUUCAAGAAUCAGUAUCAUGCAAACAAGAAGCCAAUCAGAUGCAAGGUUGAUGGCUUCACGCAUCUCUACACCCUGAUCUUAAGGCCAGAUCUUUCUUAUGAGGUAAAAGUUGAUGGCCAAUCCAUUGAAUCUGGCAGCAUUGAAUAUGACUGGAACCUGACAUCACUGAAGAAUAUGGAAAAGACACCCUCAGAGUCCAGGGACUGGGAUCAAGUGGAAGGCAGCAAAGCCCAGGACUGGGAAAAGCACUUUCUGGAUGCAGGCGCCAGCAAGCCGAGCGACUGGAACAGUGAGCUGGAUGGGGACUGGCUGCAGAAGCCACCAUAUGAGGAUGGCCUGAGAGCCGAGGGCAUCGACGGAGAUGUGUGGCUCCACCAGAAGAUGAGGCCUGCCAGCUACCUGACGCAGUAUGACCUCUCUGAAUUUGAGAACAUCGGUGCCAUUGGUCUGGAGCUGUGGCAGGUGAGAUCUGGAACCAUCUUUGAUAAUUUCCUGAUCACGGACGAUGAAGAAUAUGCAGAGAAGUUUGGCAAGGCCACUUGGGGGGAAACUAAGGGUCCAGAAAAAGAGAUGGAUGCCAUACAGGCCAAGGAAGAAGUGAAAAAAGCCCGUGAGGAAGAUGAGGAGCUGCUGAUAGGGAAGUUUCACAGGCACAACCAUUUCAGCAGAUUCCACAGGCAGGGUGAGCUGUAGUCAUCCCCACUCUGCGUGGCAAUGACUGGCCCAGCCUCACCCUACUUUAAUAUACAUAUGAAUGAUCACAUGACUGCAUGGUCAUUUGUCCAUGAGAGACCAAAGGAUUAAAAAUCUGUGGCUAUUAUUUUAAAGUUUAAAGCACAAGCCUGAACUAAGGCCAGCCAAGUGGAGACAUGUCCAGCCACCUUCAGGGAAGAACUAGCCUCAAUGCCCUGAGGGGAAAAAUUAGCUUUUCUGCAUUCUUUCCUGCCCACUAGAGAUACAGUUACUAGGAAACUAGCCCAUCCCCCUAGGGAGAGACACCAGACCAUUAAUGUUUUGGGAGCCUUCCUAUAGCCAAUCAGUUCAAAAUGCAACAUCCCCUUUUGUGUCUUGACCAAUAGAUGCUUGCCAGGCAGGAAUCCCCCUGCUUUGGGCAUGCUGGGAGGGACUGGACUCUUUAAAUCACCCAACUAACCUGAGCAUGAGGCUCCCGGCUCUCACCACUUCGGUGGUGAGUGUGUAUGAGCCCAAGCUGCAGCUUGUAAUAAAAAGAUCCUCAUGUGUUUUACAACA
This is a messenger RNA of Meriones unguiculatus (Mongolian gerbil), 1746 nucleotides long. RefSeq names its product calreticulin 3 (gene Calr3). The transcript is spliced from 9 exons. The record is from RefSeq and is a predicted model, not a curated record. Gene Ontology annotation, cellular component: endoplasmic reticulum membrane; endoplasmic reticulum. Gene Ontology annotation, molecular function: calcium ion binding. Lineage: Eukaryota; Metazoa; Chordata; Mammalia; Rodentia; Muridae. The coding region runs from base 49 to 1188 and encodes 379 amino acids. Gene Ontology annotation, biological process: protein folding.